Hylaeus anthracinus is the source of this 1638-nucleotide messenger RNA. RefSeq names its product glutamate receptor ionotropic, kainate glr-3-like. Lineage: Eukaryota; Metazoa; Arthropoda; Insecta; Hymenoptera; Colletidae. The transcript has 7 exons. The record is from RefSeq and is a predicted model, not a curated record. Gene Ontology annotation, molecular function: ligand-gated monoatomic ion channel activity. Gene Ontology annotation, cellular component: membrane. The coding region runs from base 71 to 1489 and encodes 472 amino acids.
ACAUUAAUUCCAAUGCUGGAACCGUGCGAACACAAUUCGUCUGGAAUACUACUAAAACGAGUAUCGGACGAUGUUUCUACUUUUCUCCGUUUUAUUGUUUCGUUACGGAUUUGUGCAGUGUGCAGUGGACAGAAACAUGAUUUGGGACAAAAAUCGACAGGAAUUCGUAGAUCUGUACAGUGUUCCGAGAUUUGCUGGCUUGCGAGAAAGAGCGUUAGCCAGGGAAGGAGAUUUUAACGCGGAACAUAUCAGCGGGAAAGUUCUGAAGGCGUCUUACUACGAGGACGGGGAUUUAGUUUCGUUUUAUGAGAACGAUACGAAGGUGAGUGGAAUCUACGGGGAAAUAUGGAACCUGCUCGCGGAUCAUCUGAACUUUACAUUGAUUCCGAUAAAGUAUGAAAAACGCGAUUUUGGUAUACGUUUGGAGAACGGAAGCUACACCGGGCUGAUGGGACUGCUUCAGCGAAACGAAGCUCAUAUUAUUUUGCGAACAGGGUACUAUACUGGCCGCGCGAGUUUGUUGGACUAUACGACACCUGUCUCCCAAACUCAAUAUCAGUUGUACAUAAAGCCGGAAUACAAACACAGCAACACAUGGAUAAUUAUGGUGUUCGAGCGUCGCAUUUGGUACAUCCUACUGUUUAUGUUUCUCGUGCUCAGCCUGGCUGGGUACGUCCUCCAAAACAAACAACACCGCAACUCGAGAAAAAAAAAACGAAAACAGGAGCGCGAACACUUCACUUUCAUCGACCAUGUCUUUUACACGUACUCCAUAAUGUGCAGUCAAGGUCACAUUCCAAAUUCUUAUCAUAGUCAGAUCAAGAUACUAUCGCUGUCGAAGAGUGUAUUCGCGUGGUUGAUUCUGCUGAGCUUUAGCUCGGAUCUUAUUUACCAAAUGACGAAUCGUGUCAUGACGCUUCCGUUCAAAAACUUCGACACUUUAUUAAAUAAAACCAACUACGAUGUAUUAGUUUUUAAAGGGUCCAUGAUUUACGAGUUCAUGAAGGCUGGCGUUGAACGAUCGCGAAAGCUGUCCAAGCGUUACGACGUCACGAAACGUAUACAUUUCAUAGAGGACUCGAGCAUGAUGCAUAAGACUGUUUGCCACAGCGAGAAAAAGUACGCGAUGUUGGAAACCGAGGACAAAGUAUACAUGAAGAACAGACACGUGUGUCACGUGAUUCCAGUAGGUGACAAUUACUUUCAAAGUUGGACUGGAUUUGCUUUGCCGAAACGUUUUCCAUAUAAGAAGGUCAUAAAUGUAUCAAUAUUGAAGCUACACGAAUUUGGCUUGAUAGACGUCCUAAAAGAUCGCUGGUUCAAACAUCGAAUCAAGUACGAGCAGAAAAAGACGUUCAAGACGAUCGAUAUGGAACAAGUGUAUUUGAUUCUAUGCAUACCAUUCGUCGGUAUCGCUCUAUCCCUGGUAGUACUGUUCCUCGAAAAAGCUAUAUCUUUCUGUGAAAAUAAUUCUAAACGAUUAACAUAAGUACAAAGAACUGUACGGGCGUUCUACUUUGAUUAGUUCGCGACUGCAUUUUUUAAUAAAAAAAUACUCUAUUUAUUUUAUCUUGUAUCUACUAAACAAAGGGAGGUAAUAAUGAAACUGAUUCUUUUCAAUUUUAAUCUUCCCUUCAG